AUGUUUAGUCUAGUCUCCUCCACUACUUUUGUGCCUGACUCAACUAUGGACACCCCCGGAGAUACCUUGACUUCAUCAGAUGUCUCCCAUGUUGAGACGGAGUCUCUGCAUGUUAAAGACCAGGAGACACAAGCCGAUUUGGAGCGGCUCAGCAACCUGGAGGGGUCGGAAUAUUCAGACCAAGCUGGUACAGCAUUAAAGGAAAUGCAGACAGGGUUUGAAUUUACUGUGCAGAUAGCUCAGUAUAAAGACAACAAGAAGCAGCGGCAGCAUGAGAAGAUGGAUGCUUCCAGAGAUACCCCAACAUCAUCAUACAUUCCAGAUGAUAUGACAGAGGGCUUGGAUGGUAAGAGCCAAGCAGCCCAUUUGGAGAACAGGGCAAAGAGAGAAGCUGAUGCUUUGCAGCCAGAAGGAUUCACCAGCAUGGGUGAGAUCAGCAAUUUGGAGGAGCUGGAACAGCCAUGUGGCAGACGCAUCACAGCCACUGAUCUCGAGCUGGAGAAGAUGAGGUGGGAUUCUGCCCUGACCAGGCUGAAACACAAACAUGAAGACAAUGAAAAGCAACGGCAGCAUGAGAAGACUAUGGAGCAGAUACGUCAACAGGCAACACCCAGAUCACUUGGCCAAGGACUCCACGACCUACUCCAGCCCCAGAACCAAUACACCUUGUUUCUAUACUGCUUCAUCUUUAUACACCUCAUUUACACAGUGAGGGAGCUGGCGUUCUAUUUUGUUAUAAAGCACUACUUGUUUUGCUUUGCCAUCGUGCUCUAUUUCAUUUUCAAGAAGAUUUUCCAGGAUUGCAAAAAUAAGAAAAAAUGUUGCUAAACCAACUGCACAUUUGCUACAGUUGAAACAGAUGCUGAUCUGUCCUGACUUUUUUCCCCACUUUUCCUGCUCCCCAUCUCCAUUAUCCCACCUGCGCUUCACCUAGCAUUUUCGCUAUCAUUAUAUACACAAUGCUAUAAUUUGUGCAAGUUUCACUUACUC
This is a messenger RNA of Trachemys scripta elegans, 990 nucleotides long. RefSeq names its product transmembrane protein 247 (gene TMEM247). NCBI's taxonomy places the organism in Eukaryota, Metazoa, Chordata, Testudines, Emydidae. Gene Ontology annotation, cellular component: endoplasmic reticulum. The transcript has 4 exons. The record is from RefSeq and is a predicted model, not a curated record. Bases 1 to 828 code for a protein of 275 amino acids.